Histoplasma capsulatum G186AR is the source of this 863-nucleotide messenger RNA. Its product is annotated as nitroreductase. Gene Ontology annotation, biological process: cellular response to oxidative stress. Lineage: Eukaryota; Fungi; Ascomycota; Eurotiomycetes; Onygenales; Ajellomycetaceae. The coding region runs from base 195 to 863 and encodes 222 amino acids. The transcript has 3 exons. The record is from RefSeq and is a predicted model, not a curated record.
CUCAUCCAUAACAACUGCAAAGGAAUUCCUUUCCUACUUAAUACCCCUUAAGCAUUUCGCGAAUCACCCUUCCCAUAGAUCGCCAGCAUAUAUCGCCUAGAGUCUGACCGGAACUUGUCUUUGUGCGUUCUCGCAAUCGCCGCAGUAUUCCACAGCACCAGAAUCAGAACUGGAAAACAGCCUCAGAAAACAAAAUGACUGUCGCAGAGCCUAAGCCUCUUAUCCCCGCCGCUACCGCCGCCGCUUUCAUAGAACUCGCCAAAGCACGGCGCUCAGUCUAUACGCUCUCCGCCUCAAGUCCAGUACCAGACUCCGAAAUCCAAGAGUUGGUCAAGAGUGCCAUCCUGCAUGUGCCAAGUAGUUUCAAUACACAAUCCACUCGUCUUGUGCUUCUGUUGCAUGAAGAGCAUAGAAAACUGUGGGAUGCAGCGAUAAAAAUAUUUGUGGAGUCGAAGGUAGCCCCGGGGAAGAUGUCGAAGGAAAUGUGGGAGACCCAUACGAAGCCCAAGUUGCAAGGAUUCAGGGCAGCGUAUGGUACUAUUCUUUUCUUCGAAGAUCCGGAACACAUCGCGCCAAUGGCGGAGAAGUUUCCGACAUAUAGAGAUCAAUUUGCCCCUUGGGCACAGCAUACGAAUGCCAUGCAUCAGUAUUUCCUCUGGCUCGCCCUUCGAUCCGUUGGCCUCGCCGCAAACUUACAACAUUACAACCCCUUAAUCGACGACACUGUUGCCAAGACCUGGUCCCUCCCUGCUGAAUGGAAGCUGGUCGCUCAAAUGGUCUUCGGCACUUCAACGGAUGAACUGACGGAGAAAACAUUCAAACCAUUGGAGGAGAGAGUCAAGGUGUUUGGAUCGAAAGAGUAG